Molecule: messenger RNA, 5105 nt
Organism: Oncorhynchus masou masou (cherry salmon)
Lineage: Eukaryota; Metazoa; Chordata; Actinopteri; Salmoniformes; Salmonidae
Product: epidermal growth factor receptor substrate 15-like 1
Exons: 22
Coding region: 85-2511 (808 amino acids)
Biological process (GO): endocytosis; endosomal transport
Cellular component (GO): plasma membrane; cytoplasm
Molecular function (GO): calcium ion binding; protein binding
Source: RefSeq, a predicted model, not a curated record
CACUGAUGUCAACAAUGUCGAGCUGUCAGUGGUGAGGCGCGUCGUAGCUUCAAGGGUGUGCGCGCUCUCGACACAGCAGGAAAUAUGGCGGCGCUCAUGACUCUCACCCAGUUAUCGAGUGGAAACCCAGUUUACGAAGUCUACUACAGACAGGUGGAUCUGGGAGACACUGGGACAGUAGGAGCUGCAGAUGCUGCUCAGUUCCUGAAGAAAUCAGGCCUUUCAGACAGUACCUUAGGAAAAAUCUGGGAUUUGGCCGAUCCAGAAAGGAAGGGCUUCUUGGACAAACGGGGUUUCUUUGUAGCGUUGAGGUUGGUGGCCUCAGCUCAGGGUGGCAACGACAUCAGUCUCAACAACCUCAAUCAGACUCUAGCAGCACCCAAGUUUAGAGACACAAAUACUCCGUUGCUCAGCACAUCGCUGAGUACAUCUUCAUCUGAUUCCCACUGGGCUGUAAGGUCUGAUGAAAAAAGGAAGUUUGAUGGCAUCUUUGAAAGUCUUCUACCAGUCAACGGUCUUUUGUCUGGAGACCAAGUUAAACCUGUCCUGAUCAACUCCAAACUACCCAUGGAUGUGUUAGGAAGGAUUUGGGACCUCGGUGACGUGGAUAAAGAUGGACACUUGGACAGAGAGGAGUUUUCAGUGGCCAUGCACCUGGUGUACAGGGCUAUGGAGAAGGAGCCUGUCCCUUCCAUCCUGCCCUCCUCCCUCAUCCCUCCAUCCAAGAGGAAGAAGUCUGCGGGGGCUCUGCCUGGCGCUGUCUCCGUCCUGCCUCCCUUGUCUGCCCUCUCAGGCCUGUCUGGUCUGUCCCGGACAGCCAGCUCUCCUCCCCUGCCCGGCGCUGUAGCGGCUCUGCCUGACUUGUCUGGUCUGUCUCGGACAGCAAACUCUCCUCCUCUCAAAGACACCUUACACUCCACUCCAUCUCACAGAAGCAUCACCUCCAUCAACAGCGCUGGCAGUCUCUCUCCUAAACCUUCGUUCAAAGCCCCCUCACAGUCACCUGCAGUAGUGAACUGGGUGGUCCCGGUGGCAGACAGAGGACGUUACAAUGACAUCUUCCUGAAGACGGACACAGACAUGGACGGUCUUGUCACCGGAGGGGAGGUCAUGGAGAUCUUCAUGCUAUCCAACCUUUCUAAGACCAUGCUGGCACAGAUCUGGGGUCUGGCUGACACCAAGCAGACAGGAAAGCUGUCCAGAGAGCAGUUCUCUUUGGCCAUGUGGCUGAUCCAUCAGAAAGUCAUCAAUGGAUUGGACCCUCCCCAGACCCUCUCCCCCGAAAUGAUACCCCCCUCUGAGAGGACCACCACCUCUGUUCUUGACAGCAGCAGUUCUACAGAGUCAGCUGACCUGACAGGCAUCAAAGAGCUGGAUGACAUCAGUCAGGAAAUCGCCCAGCUGCAGAGGGAGAAGUAUACUCUGGAGCAGGACAUCAGGGACAAAGAGGAAGCCAUCAGACAGAAGAACAAGGAAAUUCAGGAGAUGCUGGAGGACCUGGACCAGGAGAGCGGUGGUCUGCAGGACCUGGAGGCCCAGAAGCAGGAUGCUCAGCAGCAGCUGGAGGAGAUGGACCAGCAGAGGAACAAGCUGGAGGGCAUGCUAAAAGACGUCCACCUGAAGUGUCAAGAUCAGUCCACGCUGAUCUCAUCCUUACAGACCCAGAUCCACAGUCAGGAGUCUGACCUGCAGAGUCAGGAGAAUGAGCUGAGUCGUACCAAGUCUGACCUGAACAAACUGCAGUUGGAGGAGAAGCAGCUAGAGCAGAACCUACUGACCGGACGCAUGCAGCUCGACUCCAUCAUCAAGUCACUCAAGGCCACCCAGGAUGAGAUCAACCAGGCUCGUAGUAAGCUUUCUCAGAUCCAGGACAGUCAACAGGAGGUGACUAAGACUAUAGAGCAAUACAACAACGCUCUGAACGGAACCCACAGCCAGACUCAUGCUGGCAGCAUGACCAACCUGGCAGACAUGAGUGAAGUAGGAUUCUCAGAGAGGGAGAACGGAGAAUUUGGCGCCAGGAAUCAGGAGGACUCUUUCAAAUCGAGGAUAGCCAUGUUCAGCAGCAACAAAUCAACACCAGAACCCCUUCCAACAGCAGACCCCUUCCAGACAGAGGACCCCUUCAAAUCAGACCCCUUCAAAGAUCCAUUUGAAGCCGAUGAUCCCUUCAAAGAGAGUGAUCCAUUCAAGGGUGCUUCCUCAGACUUCUUCAAGAAAACGACCGAUGUGUUUGCCUCAGCAGAUCCCUUCAGUAGAAAACCUACUCCCCCCAUCAAGCCUGGUGGCAGUCUGUUGGGGAGCAGGAAUCUCUUAACCUCCCACAGCCCCCGGCCCAGCCCCAAGCCUACAGAUGGCUUCGGAACAGUGGACCCUUUCGGUGGCAACGCUUUUGGAGGAAAGAGUGGAUUCGCAGACUUCAGUCAAAUGUCUAAAAAGAAACCAAUCAACCCUGUGCUACCACCUAAGAACACACCUAACAGGCCUGCGCCUCCUUAUGUCAGGAAGUGAGUCAGAGCAGCUGGCGUGGGUGAAGAGGGAGACUCCGCCCACAGGAACUGGAGAGACUGAGGAGACUCCGCCCACAGGAACAGAAGGACCCGGACCUGGCCAUCGCCCUCAGCACGGAUAAAAAUCUAAGAACCCUAUUAGACUCACGACAAUAACCACAGUCCUGUUAGACACUCACAACGACACACACCUCCUGACCACAGUCCUGAUACAAGCUGAAUAAAACAAUGCAACUGACUGAUAUCAUACAGUACAGCACAACAAACAGCUUCACCACGAGCAACAGUUCCUCAACAGCCCAAAUACUACCGUCUGACUAGAGCCUGAGGACAGUGUGUCUUCGGACUAGACUACAACACUUGUACACCCCCAAUAUAAACCAGAGUACACCCUAACAUCAACUACAACUUCACCCUGACAACAACUACAACUUCACCCUGACAACAACUACAACUUCACCCUGACAGCAACUACAACUUCACCCUGACAACAACUACAACUUCACCCUGACAACAACUACAACUUCACCCUGACAACAACUACAACUUCACCCUGACAACAACUACAACUUCACCCUGACAACAACUACAACUUCACCCUGACAACAACUACAACUUCACCCUGACAACAACUACAACUUCACCCUGACAUCAACUACAACUACACCCUGACAUCAACUACAACUUCACCCUGACAACAACUACAACUUCACCCUGACAACAACUACAACUUCACCCUGACAACAACUACAACUACACCCUGACAUCAACUACAACUUCACCCUGACAUCAACUACAACUUCACCCUGACAACAACUACAACUACACCCUGACAUCAACUACAACUUCACCCUGACAACAACUACAACUACACCCUGACAACAACUACAACUUCACCCUGACAACAGCCUCCUGCUGCAGCUCCGUGACGUUCUGACAACAGCCCCUAUAGGCUGUGGCCCAAACAUCCCCUAACCCCUGUGCCCAAUCAUCCCCUAACCCCUGUGCUCAAAUUUGCCCCUAAACCCUACGUCCUAUGGUAAUCUGAGAGGAUUUGACAGGUGUAAGUAAUCUGGCAAUAGCUCCAGCGUGCUCUCUGAUAGGCUGGGUGGAAGUUUCACUAUAUUGCUUAUACCGAUCAAAUCCUCUCCGAUCUCUACCAGUGCAUAUGGUGUAGGGUUUAGGGGUCGAUUUUUGGAUUGGGCCUAGGACUUGAGGAUGGGAUGGCAGCCCCUCUACCGAUCCAGCUCCGCUGAAGCCAGACUUGAUCAACACUAACCUACCAAAGCCUCUCUUUUAACCUCUUUGUCAUCGCCAGCCUCAGUGGUUAAUUCCAGUUAGCUGCAUCACAACUAAAAUCAGCUCAGCUCCUUUUUAUUUUUUUUUUUUUUAGCCCCGAUUUUAGUCCAACUUGACUGACUGACAGCCUAAAUCAAGAGUGACUUAACUCUGACUUGGCUAAGGUCAGGGGUCAUUCUGACUCUAGUAGACCCCGUAGUUCUAUGGGGAAACUCUGGGUGCUUAACUUUGUUUUUGCUUCAUCAUUUGUUGUGAGGAAAUAGCCAAGAUUUUAACAUUUUUAUUUAAUUUUUAUUAUUUAUAUAGGGGAAAAAUCAUGCACUUGUGGUUUAUGAACUGUCUCUAUAUGUACUAUUAUAACUGUUUAAUAUACCCUCAAACACAUUCAUGCUAAAAGUCUGUUAUAGCGUACUCUUUUUCUGUCAGUAACUGUGCUUGUGUUCAUGAUUUCUUGUUGAAAAUCUCCUUUUUCGUAAGGAAAUGUUUAGAUUAUGGAAAUACGGAUAUUCUUUGUUAUUUUCUUGUCUCGGGGGUUCUGUACUUUUAUUGCCUUCCACCCCAACAGAAUAAUGACAAAUUCAAAAACUCUCCUGCCUUAAAGGAUAUGGGGGGGUUGACUUUUCACCUCUCACUGUCAACAUUUAGAUUGUAUUUUUGUUGUAAUCUCUUAAUGCUAAACUCUAUAAUGCAUUCAGUGGGUUUAUUUUGAUGUGUUUCAUCUGUUAUUGAUUUAUUCAACUAGGGCAUUAGAAUUACUACGUUUAUUUUAUAUUUAAUUCAUUUUCAGGAGAAAAUGUAUUGUUACACUCACAAGCACCACACUCAAUAAUCACUCAGUUUGAUCCUGGCCACUACCUGGCACAAGGAUGUGCUAUCCUAAUGCCUUGUAAUUCACUGAUGAUAGGGGUUGUUUGGCACAUACAAUGUGUGUUUAUGGCCUCCUAUGGUUAUCUCAAAUUGCACCCCUAUUCCCUAUAGGGGCCCCUGGUUAAAAGUAGUGCAUUAUAAGGAAUAGGGUGCCAUUUGGGCUACAGACACAGUGUGUGUGUAUGUAUAUUCAAGGAACUCUGUGCUGCAGCUCAUUCUCCAGUGUUGACCUGAAGGAGUAUUGUAUUGGUCACACUGGGAUGCAUUAAGAAGCCAUGUCCACAAUGAUGUCUGUCUUACUUAUCCACAACCACAAUGGCUCAUUUCAUGUGUAACAGUAUAUAUGAUUAUAAAUAUUCCAUCAAGGUUGAAAUAAUUGAAAUCCUGUGUAUAUCUUUGAAUAUAAAUAAAAACUCAUGUAACAUUCCA